GCAUGCGCACAUAGAAACGCGUUGGAGCGAGCAUCCAGGUCCCACAUCCUGGUACUUUGAGCGUUGUCAAGGCUGCUCCAGGCUGAACACGGCUGGCGGACAGUAGCUGCGGUGGCCUGGCCCUAUUCUGUCCAAACAGCGGUCGUAUAAAGUGUCCCGGAAAGUUAGGUGUAGCUGGAAGACGCAGCACACACAGACUGGCGCCCCCUCCGUUAGGACAACAGGCGGAAGAUGUUGUCCAUUGUGCCGCUGAGGGAGACAGGGAUCCGGGCAUGCUUUACGUGAAAAUGUAGCCAUGUAUGUCACUAAGGGUACUGCUGUAUGCCAGUGCAAUGCCAUCUGCUCAGCAGCAUCUCCUGGGAGUUAACCACCCUGAGUCUCUACUGAGGAACUCAACUGAUUUACUGUGACAAAGAUAAAUCUUGCUGUUAGAUGAGAACUAAUGGGCUAUCCAAGCUAACGAUAGCAUGCCAUCUCAGAAAGGUAAAGGUUGUCCAGCAUCCCAUCGCUAUCGGCCAGCCUCCGAAUAUGAUGAUGCCACACUUGCCCAAAAGAGAGAAUAUUGGAGAAAUAAGAAAAGAGAGCAGAGGGCCCGACUGUCUGAACAGAGAAAAAAGUCAACACAAGACAGCAGUGAGGAAAAGCUCUCAUACGUGUAUGUCUCUGCAGGGGUCAAUACCAAUUUGUCAGACCCCUUGGCUGCCUUGUCCUCUCCUUUGCUAAGUAACGAUGUCUCAUAUAGUUCUUUAUCAAAGAUUGAAAGGACAGUUGAACAAAGUUCAACAAAGGCCCCUAAAAAACAGGAGCGGCAUCAGGCAAUGACCGUUAACAAGGUCCUGCGUAACUUGCAGCCAGCAUCAUGCUCCAUUUUGGCUACAGCAGCUGAGGGUGGCUCGGUCACAGUGAAACGUCCAACAACCAAAAGUCUUAGGAAUCUGGUUACCUCAUCCAAAAGCAGCGGAACCGAACUGAACACCAGUUCAUCAGUGCCUCCAGUCAGAGUAACCCCUUUUACCAGCAGCAGCUCCACAAAAACAGAACCCAAGCCAUGUGGAUCUAUGCAGGACUCACCACUCCCAAACACAACAUCAGAGGCACAAGUGGCAUUGAAUGGCCUCCAGGUGUUGCCUUGUGUAACAAGAGAUACAAGGCAUGCAGCUUUAUGUGGCCCUAUUAUUAAUAAAACAGAGGGCCAAAGAACACACACAACACCUCAAAAUGGACUAAAGAGUGCCUUGGUCACUAUAAAAAGGGCUACAUGUUUUGGCAUUACACCAGCUCCCAUGGAAUCGGAGGAGGAGAGAGCAGCCAAGCGAAGAGAGCACUGGAGAAUCAAAAAACGAGAGCAGAGAGCAAAGCUGGCAGCUAAGACCACAAAAGUCAGAGAAAGGCCACAAAACGGAGACGGGCUAUCGGCACAGAAAACAAUACUUGUGGCCAACUCAACUCUGACCUCUCAGUCGUUUCUGAGAGGUGCAAGCCAGAAGCGGUAUCCAGUUCGGGUUAAAGUGCCGUACACAGCAGUUAGUUUGGAGACUGAAAACCUGCAAAGUGGGUUAGCUGUCCCUGACCUGCAAACAAAGCAGAUAAAAGUGCAGAAUCCACAUGGGCAUAAGAUGGAACAGACAGUCAGAACAUUUAAUACAACCGCAGUAAGGAAGCCAGCAGAAUCACAGAGAAAACUAACUUAUAUGCAUCAUUCUAACAUUACCCAAGAGACUUCAUCAUGUAAAACACUUCGACAAAGGUCCGUCGAAUCACAGAAAAAUUUCCUGAAUCAGAGAAAUCUAAGGAAUAAACCUUUCUUGACAGCUGCAGGGUUUCGUACCAGAGAUAUCCCCACAAUGGACACUAAUGACACACCAGAGCAAAUACUAGCCAAGCGGAGAGAGUACUGGCGGAAUAAGAAGCGUGAACAGCGAGCUAAGCUUUCACUGGAGAAGAAGAUUCGACUAAAGGAGAAGGACUCUUUGACACGCCGAGUAAAACGUUACCAACAAAUCCUUGAAGAAAUGAGAAAGGCAAGAGCCUUGGCGCAUUCAACUGAAAAGACCCCUACACUCGCAUCUGAGGCCAUUGGGGGGUUCAUCAAAGAGGAUGGGACUCUGACAAUUAACAUACCUCAGAGUGCAAAAUAUCAAAGUAUAGUUGGAGACAAAAGUGAAGAAAAAGUCCAUGACAUUUCUAAGAAGAUGCAGCCAACGUCACAAACUGAUAUGAACUGGAGAAGUGUUUCCCCAUGUAGGGUAAAUCGACCUUCACCUCUAACUCGCUCGUCUCAAGGUAAAACUGCUUUUUCUUUUGUGCAGACAGUCAACAAAACUUCUAAAUUAAUUGCUGUCAAACCACAAUCUCACCUUGACAUAACUAGUUCCAGUUCAAAGCCAAGCAAAAGUGAUCAGCAGCUCACACUAACUCAUCUCCAGUCCCCUCAUAACGCAGCCUCAGCCGCAGGGUCAAAGUUUGGUGGCUGUGUCAUGAAAAUGAGCAUCUCAAGCCGUAUGCCAUCACUUCCACUGCUAUCCGUGGGUCCAAAGCUGUCAGAAGAGGAGAGGAUGGCAAAGAAGAGGGAAUACUGGAGAACAAAGAAACGUGAGCAGCGAGCAGCUCGUGCUUCUCGACUGAAACACAGUAUUUUCCAAGCAAGGACCAGUGGAGGGUUAGUGAGGAGGAGGGUUCAUACACAAGAAUUAAACACUGUGCAGCCGAGCACCAAUCUUACUAUCAGUGCGGAAAAAGCACAGCAUUUUCCAAACAACACUGUGAGUGCUGUACCACAUGCAAAUGAAAUAAAACAGGAGGGUGAGUCUGUGCCGGCAGCUGACCUAAAUUCUCUACCAGAUCGAGCCAUCUGUCCAGACAAACCCCCGACCUCCCCACCUGCACCUCCAGAGCCGGAGCCUGAGAUAUCUCUCAAUUCAGACAGCCAAGCCACCACUCUGCUGGCUGUAGCCUCUAUGAAGAAACUUCUGGAGGAAUCCCUCAGCUCAGUUUCAGAGAAUCAAAUCGAACAGGCUGGGGUGGCAACACAAACAACCGAAGAUUCUUCAGAGCAGGACAUAAAGCCUGUUUUAUCACAGCUUCAUUGUGAAAAGAAUGACAAGGAUUUAUUACCUGCUUGCUUGACAUCCCAAAUUAAAAGCUUGCAGUCGGAUAGUGAUGUGCUGGAGGAAAAACACUUACCAAAUCCCCAGCUCAGUGACGCAGUUCCAUCGCUUUCUGCGUCAGGUGAGGUGGCGGACUCCGCCUGCGCUCAGUCAGCCCAGACGUCUUCAACACCUUUCAUCACCACAACCUCAUCAUGUGUGACUCAGAGAUCUUAUAGCAGCAAUUGGGCCCAUCAAAGCUGCUGGUCUGAAGAGGAGCUACCGAAGCUCCAUCACAUCACAACUACAUCACUGGAUCCACCACAGCAGCAUCAGCUUGACCAGCAUAAUCAGCAGAGUCACAACAGCUUUGUGCCACCUGCAGAAAGAUUCUGCAGCAUUAUGACAAGGAAGAGCAGCUCAAACACCCUUCAGAAGAAGAGGGAAUACUGGAAGCUGAUGAAAAGGCAGCAGAGGGCGAGGUUAAAGGCCAGGCAGAAGGAGAUUCUUUCAAAGAAUGCCCAGAAUGCAGGACUUGAUAUUAAUAUUAGUGAAUGUGUAAAUCCAUCAAAGCCAUCCUUCCAGUCCUGUUCGUCUGUCACAUCAGUGCCUGCCAUGAGCAGCGUCCCUGACGUCCUGGUUGGCUCAUCGUGUAAGAUUGAACAGUCACCUGACACACUCUGUGUUAAACCCCCCAUCAUCAGCAGAGAGGGAAACGUGAACGAUGAACCUUCAUCACAUCUGACUGGCUUUCUUGGAGUUUCUUCACCUCACUGCCAAAAGUGGACACCCAGAGCCACAGAACCUGAGACAGCCUCUUCUCUUCCUACUCUGAAGCCCCCAGACAACCCUCUGACAAGCAUCCACCUGCAGCCCAUUGAACUUCCUGAUAGACAUCAAAACCCCAUCCUUACUCCUAUAAAAAUCUCUUGUGCUCAACUUCAAAGUCCCUUAAAUAAGGUGGAGUCUUCUGCCCAGGUAGCAUCAAAAUGCAUCAUGAUGCCUCCAAAGUCCAUCCCUGGGGAGUCUGAGGAGGACUUUCUGAAGAGAAAGCGAGAAUACUGGAGGGUAAAAAAGAAGGAGCAAAGAGCAAAGAAGGCAUUUCAGUACAAGGGGUGCACCCCAACGAGAGCCUCCAGCGGCGGCAGCAGCUCUGAUCUGCCUGGUCAGGAUCUACAGACGCUGACCACAGCUGUGGAGGAUUCCAGUCAGUGGGUAAACUCCUCUGAUGCAUCUGAAAACCUAAUGAGCAUCCCAGUGGAUCCCGACCCACCACCCUUUAUGUACACCAACUGCCCAGCUCAGGUAGAAGGUGAGGCAGAUAUUUUGUUUGCUGAUCAUGCUGAUGAUAAUGAUGAGGAGGAGGAUUCUAUGUCAGAUGCGGUCUGGAGAAACCGCUACCUCAUGGACUAUGAUCCACUCAACCAGCUGCUGGUGUGCAUGGUCUGUGGUGAGCUGCAGUACUCCCACAGCCUGGAGGGGGUGCAGGCCCACAUCGACGAGGUGCACCCCCUCACCCUGAGGCUGGAACCCAGGGAGAAACAGAAGAUCCUGGAGGCCUGGGACGAGCAGGUGUCGCAGCGGGAGCGCUUCUUCAGCAGCCAGCUGCAGCAACACUGUGGUGCUGCAGAAGAAACAUACAGGAACUGAUGUGUAAAGAAGAUUGCUGCAGAGUUGACUGGAAACCAAGUCCAAAAGAGAAGAUCAUCUUUCUAUUUCUUUUUAUUUAUUUCCACAAAGUCUUUUUUGCCACCACAGCACGCCCCACAAAGUCAUUUUAAAAGAAAAGGCUAGGCUAGGUUGUGGAUUCCUUGAUUAUAUUUGGGAAUAAAAGACCAACAGAUUUACUGGGCUUGAUUUGUUCCCACAGUUAAAACCUUAUUGAAUAAUUCAGUUCUGGACACAUUCCAGUCUUUGUGUGUUUUUUUUCCUUUCUUUCUCUGGAUCCAGGUUCAGUUCGUGGCUGUCUCAAGUUGUGCAACUGUGUGUUGCACAACUUGUGUCCGUACCAUGCUGCUCUUUAAAGCCCUUUACUGUAUAUUCUCCUGUUUUAUUAUUUGAGGCAGCUUUUUCUUCGGACUUCAUCACCUGUGUGGAAAUCUUUCUGCAGUACCUUCAGGGUUUUUUUUUCUUUCUUUUUUUAUGUAUGUAAAUAAAUACAAAGGUAGCUGUGAAAGGCCACAUUUUUUAAUGCUGUUUAUUGUUAAUAUUAUCUAUAAACAUUAUUAUUUGUUGAUCUUUCUUAAACAUAGUUGUUAGCUGAAGAUGCAUUAUUCAUACAUACAGUUUCAUGUUAGAGUAGGGCAGUCUCUCUCUCAUUUGUAAGUAUUGAAUAAAGAUUUUUCUGCAUGAGUAGUAAAUGAAGCAUCGCAACUAAAUAUCAGAAUACAUUCCUGAUGUUUGGUUUUAUCUCCUCUUUGGUAUGAAGCUUAACAUUCUUCAUGAACUUUCUGUUUAAGCACAAAUUGAGAAAACUGAAGCACAGCUGUAACAGAGUGAGGGGCUGGACUUUACCUUGUUUUUUUCCACAUUUGAAUGUAACUUGAUGACAUGUUUACCUGUUGAAAAAUCUUUAAAUGCCUUUUCCAGUAAUAAAUUAUUUCUACAUUUUGGUUA
Gambusia affinis (western mosquitofish) is the source of this 5702-nucleotide messenger RNA. RefSeq lists its product as uncharacterized. The record is from RefSeq and is a predicted model, not a curated record. Gene Ontology annotation, biological process: negative regulation of DNA-templated transcription. The transcript has 8 exons. The coding region runs from base 468 to 4736 and encodes 1422 amino acids. NCBI's taxonomy places the organism in Eukaryota, Metazoa, Chordata, Actinopteri, Cyprinodontiformes, Poeciliidae.